This is a messenger RNA of Onthophagus taurus, 730 nucleotides long. Its product is annotated as protein Nazo-like. NCBI's taxonomy places the organism in Eukaryota, Metazoa, Arthropoda, Insecta, Coleoptera, Scarabaeidae. The record is from RefSeq and is a predicted model, not a curated record.
AGAAAUGAAAAGAAACGCACUUCUUACAGAAAACACAUAUUUUCUCUUAGGCUUACUUAAUUAAAUUGAAUUAAAAUCGAAAUCGAUCAAAAAGUGAGCAAUAGGAAAUUAAAAUUUACUCCUUCUAUAUACAAUACAUGAAUUUGCAACGCUGAUGACGUCACAUGGACAUGAAGGACCGUUAAGAGGGGAUUCUGGUCAGAAUGAAAGAAAUUAAGAGGGUGGAACUCAUCGAACAAGUUUGUUCUGUAGACUUAAACGAUGAUGGCGUUACAACCAAGGCAAAUUAUAGAUGCUGUAACUGAAUUAGCUAAAGUAAGAAAAUUUAAAGUAAUUGUGGUCGAAUCUUUAAAAGGAGCAGCUUUGACUGGAGGUUGUGUUGUCGUUGGGGGAUUAGUUGGUGGACCAAUAGGUGUAGGAGUAGGUGGUGUUGUUGGAGCUUGUGUAGCAGCUGCUAAAGGGCGUACAAAGUACAAAUCUUUAGUUCAGGUUAUAGAACAUGACAUGUCUUAUGAACAAAAAGAACAAUUAGCUUCUCGUAUACAACGUGCUGUUGCCAACAUUACUAAGGAAGAUCUUCUAAUGCUAUUGCCAAUGCUGCUUCAAAGUGGUUCUAUACAAACUGUCGUCAUAAAUGUUUUGAAAGCAUUUUUGCUUAAAGAAUUAAGAAUGAAACUGACACAAUGAAUAAUGAUAAUAUAAUAAUCAUACGUUCCUUUUCUUAUAAAUU